Messenger RNA from Manduca sexta (tobacco hornworm), 2542 nucleotides. Its product is annotated as juvenile hormone acid O-methyltransferase-like. Bases 21 to 1055 code for a protein of 344 amino acids. Gene Ontology annotation, molecular function: S-adenosylmethionine-dependent methyltransferase activity. The record is from RefSeq and is a predicted model, not a curated record. The transcript has 4 exons. Lineage: Eukaryota; Metazoa; Arthropoda; Insecta; Lepidoptera; Sphingidae.
AACAAAAGCAAAAUACCGUGAUGCAUAAGAAGAAAGACCUUAUAGGGUGUCGUUUUGCUGAAUUUACCAUAACCGACAAUUUUGUCGUGCGGCGGCACAUACGUAUAAAUACAUACGCACCCGACUCCCGGCGUACUGCCCGGCGAAACCGCGCUGAGUACGGCGACCUAGCGCGCGCGCACCCGCACUUCUCACCAAAAAUACCGAACCCUACAAACAAAAUGAAUAAUGCAGAACUAUACAGAAAAAGCAACAGCCUACAAAAGAGGGACGCUGUCGAAUGUCUAGAAGAGUACGCUAAAAAUAUUAAAUGGAAAAAAUAUGCUGCUAGAAUCAUAGACAUAGGAUGUGCUGACGGCAGCGUGACGAAUAUAUUGAAAAGUUAUAUGCCUAUUAAUUAUAAGCAGCUACUGGGCUGUGAUAUAAGUGAGAAAAUGGUGAAAUUCGCGAACGAUCAUCACGGUGUAGGGAGGACGUCGUUUAGAGUCCUGAACAUCGAAGGAGAACUGCCCGACGAGCUCAGGGAUAGCUUCGACCACGCCUUCUCGUUCUACACGCUUCAUUGGAUUAGAAAUCAAGAGAAAGCAUUCAAAAAUAUAUUCGAUAUAUUGGCAAACGGUGGUGACUGUUUACUUUUAUUUAUGGGCCACACUCCGAUAUUCGACGUGUAUCGAAAAUUAUCUCACAGUAACAAAUGGAGCUCCUGGUUAAAAGACGUCGACCGUUACGUCUCACCGUAUCAUGACAGCAGGAAUCCAGAAAGAGAAGUUUCGAAAUUGAUGAAAAAAAUUGGCUUCACUGACAUCGAUGUGCGGUGUAAAAAUAUGGUUUAUGUCUAUGAUGAUAUUGAUGUCCUAAAAAAAUCAGUAGCAGCAAUAAAUCCUUUCGAUAUCCCUAAGGAUAUUUUGGAUGAUUUUAUGGAGGAUUACAUAGGACUGGUACGUGAACUGAGACUCGUGGACAAAGCAAACAACAACAUAGGCGAAACAAUAACCGUGAGACAUAACUACACGGUCAUUGUGGCUAGCGGUCGAAAACUUGCACAAAAUUCGUAAUGGACAUACAAUUAAACAAAAAAUUAUGUGAACUGGCGUGGGUUCCAAAACUGCAUCUAGUUUGCGCGCAUCAACCGUUCUAUUAAGAUUUUCGUCAAAUUUCUAGGAGUUACCAAAUUGGUUAUAGAAGAUUAUAUUAAUUUCAAAAAAUCGUGCAAAAAAUUAAUAAAGCUGAGCUAUUUUGUUGAAAUGCGAAAAUAUACAUGAAUUUUCAUGCUCUAAGGAAAGAACGAAUUAAAAAAAUUAAGAAAGCAAAUAAUAUAAACAUAAUAUGUGGCUAUAUUCGGAAAUAAGUAAUUAUUUAUAUUUAAGACUUUUUCACUGUUUUUGCUAUCGCGUUAUACAGGUCUUGAAUUCGUUGAAAGUAUAUUUGUAAAUAUAAUAUUUAAAUCUUUAUAUUUUGUGUUAAUAUCUCAUUAAAGUCUAAGAUUAUUUGCAAUUAAUUCUGCGGUAUUCUAGUUGAAUACCCAUAUUCAUUUGUCUGUAAUAUGUCAAAAACAAUGAAAUGUAUAUAAUUAUAGUUUAUGGAACUGUCAAAGCAAGGUAUGGUAAAGUAGGUAAAUGGGAAUUGAAUGUUAAAAAAAUAAAUUAUUUUAGCAUAUUUUUCAUCGUUUGUUAUUUUGAACUUAGCGUUUAAAAUAUUUAAAAUUUUAUAGGCUAAACCUACCAUACAAAAAAAAUAUAAGUUUUAACUGAUUAUAAUGAUGUUACAGCCAUUUUUAAGAAAAACUUUACUUCCCAGAAUAACUUCUUCACGCGGACGGAGCCGUGGGCAAAAGCUAGUGUAAAUAUAAUUGCAUUGAAUAUAUCUGCUGUAAGAUUAUAAAUACACAUAAAUAAAGAAUCUAAUAUUAAAUAAACAGGGAAGAAAUGAAGUAAAGAAGAAAGGAUGUGACGUUUUUUAUUACAACCCGCCAUAGUGGCCUAUGUAAGUCGUGUUCCGGGAUCAACAUGUAUAUUCCCAGUUCAAACAGGCCGGCAUAGUUGUGUCAACUGGCGAAGGGUACUCAUUUCUUAUUAGUCGACAUUCUAUCCGGACCCCAUCCCGCUUUCCAUAAGGUGCACUUUGCUGUGAUCGUAUAAAAGACAUAUUAAUAUUAUUUGUUGUUUCGAUACAACUAAUAUAUUGUUUUAAAGUAAAACUUACAUAUUGAUUAAUAAUAUGUACGCAUAUAUUAUCUAAACAAAACUAGAUUUCGAACUUUAUGACGGUUCUUUAUAUUCUAAUUUUCUCCAGACGUUUCAAAGACUUUGCAGCCUUCAUAGUUAGUCCGCCCCAUGACCGCGAUAAAAUUGGAAAACAAAUUUUACUUCGAAACUACCUAAAUGUUAUGUAUUAUAUUAUAAUCAAAAUCAAUUAUUAAAGUGGUUAUUGGUUAGGUUUAGGUAAGGGAAUGUACAUAUUUUUUUUGUUUUUAGACGUAUUUGUUCUGUAAUAUAUAAUAUACUUAAAUAAAUAUGACGGUUAAGUGGCUGUCACUGUUGCA